CGUACAGGUAACUGCGUCCCUGCCGGGUGCGUGGCGCCCCCGGCCCGCGACCCCUCUCUGUUGCUUCACCGCGCGCACCGGUGAAUAGGGGCUCGGCGCGCGCCGCCGCCCCGCCCGCGCCGCUGCCGCAUCUCCGCCUCCAUUUCCGGCCACUUUUGCCAUCAGAACUCUCCUCAGGCAUCCCUGCUCUGGCUCCAACCUGCGCAAGAACAGCCUCCUCGACCUCAGCUUUCACUUAAUGUUCUCUGACACCCACAUCCCACUUCAGUGGCAGCUUCUUGACAGGACUGUGUUUUAUGUAGCCCUCGCUGGCCACUUGGCAUAUGAGUGGACGUAGUAAUAGGUUAUAUGCACCAUGGCUAUGACUAGUGUCAGAUUGCCCACCAGUAUUUUAAGAAAGCCAGAUGCCUGGAUUGGACUCUGGGGAGCGCUACGAGGGACACCUUCACACAAACUCUGUGCUUCCUGGAAUCGGUACUUCUAUUUUUCUAGUACCAAAUUAAAUGCACCAAGUUAUAAAACACUUUUCCAUAACAUUUUCUCACUGAGACUCCCAGGACUUUUAAUAGCUCCAGAAUAUAUUUUCCCGUUUUCUAUAAGACUCAAAAGUAAUAUAAGCUCUAAAAAAUCCACUAAAAAGACUCUGCAGAAAGUUGAAGCUGAAGAGGACUCUGAUGAAGAGAGCGAUCAUGAAGUGAGUGAGCAAGAAGAGGAGCUGGAGGAAGACCCCAGUGUGGUCAAAGACUAUAAAGACCUGGAGAAAGUAGUGCAGUCUUUUCGGUAUGAUAUUAUCCUGAAGACAGGCCUAGAUAUUGGCAGAAACAAAGUGGAAGAUGCAUUCUACAAAGGUGAACUCAGGCUGAACGGGGAAAAAUUAUGGAAGAAAAGCAGAACGGUGAAAGUGGGAGAUACGUUGGAUAUUCUAAUUGGAGAAGAUAAGGAAACAGAAACAGAGGUAGUGAUGCGGAUUCUCCUGAAAAAAGUGUUUGAAGAGAAGACUGAAAGUGAAAAAUACAGAGUGAUCUUACGACGGUGGAAAAAGUUAAAAUUGCCUAAAAAGAGUGUGAUGAAAUAAAUGGAUUGCUUUUUAACAAUAAA
Myotis daubentonii (Daubenton's bat) is the source of this 1098-nucleotide messenger RNA. It is a transcript of the gene MTRES1, whose product is annotated as mitochondrial transcription rescue factor 1. Gene Ontology annotation, biological process: regulation of mitochondrial transcription. NCBI's taxonomy places the organism in Eukaryota, Metazoa, Chordata, Mammalia, Chiroptera, Vespertilionidae. The record is from RefSeq and is a predicted model, not a curated record. Gene Ontology annotation, molecular function: RNA binding. Gene Ontology annotation, cellular component: mitochondrion.